AUAUUGGGCAAUAAAUAUAUUAUUGCAUCAUUGAUCAUUGGCCUUUAUUCACGGGUAUCUAAGAAAGUUUUUCGUUCCUACUUGUAUUUCUACUCUGUUCCUAUGUUGAUUACUUAUUCCAUUGUAGUGAGAAAAUGUGAUAACAUUGAACUUGUAAAGUUGGUACAAAUAAGUCACUUAAGUUUGAUGAAAAAUACAAGAGAGCUUUACAACAAUGCCUCAAAAGAAAGAAAAGAGGAAGUCAAGAAAGAAGGAUGAUGAUGAUUGGGAGGAUGACAUAGCUAACGAAAUAGAGCAAUUGAAAUCCCACAAAGUUGACGAUAUUACUGAAGAAACGAAUGUUGAAGUUAAUGAUGAAAAUGAGCAAAGCAAGAAGAAAAAGAAAGGGAAAAAAGGAAGGGAAACAAAAGCAUCAGAUGAUGAGUAUGACAUAGAAAAGAAUGUAAACUCAAAGUCCAGUUUUGGAUUACUUGAUGAUGAAAAUUCUGAUGAAGAUGGCUCCAGGGAAGUUGGACAAACGACUCAUACAAAAAAGGGUAAAAAGUCAAAAAAUGUUUUAGAAAACAAGACAAAAAACCAUCAUGAGGAAGAAGAAGAUAUUAUUAAAAUGGCUGAUGGAAUCAAUGAAAAACUUUCUUUGCAUUCUGGUUAUGAGGAAGAUGAAGUUGAUUUUAAGAAAGAAAAGAGAAAAGGAAAAAAGAGAAAUCAAAAACAGAGGAGACUGGUGAACAUGAGAAUGAUAUUGACUCUAGUAAAGACUGCUGCUCAGAAACGAGCUGAAAAGAAAGAGCGAGAUAAAAAGAAGAAAGAAGCUCAAAAAAAGAAAAAAGAAACCAUGCCAAGUGAAAGUAAAGCGACUCAAAAAAUGGAGGAUGAUAACAAUGAAGUUGAGGAAAUUGGUGAUGAAAAUGCUAAAGCAGAAAAAUCUGACAGUAUUCAUAAUGGGAAUAAUGAGGUUCCUGAAGGUGCUGAAGGGGUAUCAGAAAUAAACGAGACGAAUGAAGAUGGAGAGGAUAAAAAGAAAAAGAAGAAAAAGAAAAAGAAAGGUAAGAAAGAAGAAGAGGAAGCACCAAAAACAAAGAAACCAGCCAGGGUGAUCAAACAAAUGCAAGAAGCCUUAGAGAAAGCAAAACAGGAACAGGAAAGAUUAAGACUUGAAGAAGAAGCUCGACUUAAAGCUCUAGAAGAAGCUGAAAAUCGACGUUUGGAAAAACUGAGACUUGAAAAAGAGCGUAAAGAAAGACAAAAGCAAAAAGAAAAGGAGAGAAAGGAACGUUUAAAAAAAGAAGGAAAGUUUUUAACUCAAGCUCAGAAACAAAAGAAGGCCCAAGCGGAGGCGCAAUUGAAAGCUUUACGUGAUCAAGGGAUCGAAAUACCGAAUCGUAGCGAAGUUGAAAAUUCAGAAGUAAAAAAACCGGUCCGGUAUGGAAAUAAGAAAAAGCAUAAACAUCCUCAAGAAAAGAUCGCUGAAACUCAUUCUGGUGAUCAAUCAACCGAACAAAAAGAAUCAGAAACAGAAUUAAAAGACGUAGAACAAGGAGCAGAAGAAAAUGAAAUGUUAGGUGACGUUGUUGAUGUUGAUGAUGACGUCAAAGAUACUUGGGAUGAGGAUGAAAAUGACGAUGAAAGCGAGACGGCGGAAAUUCCCGAGAAAGCUGUAGAUGUUGAAAAUUCAAAGGAAGGCUCAUCUGGUGAUGAAAGUGAAUCUGAUGAUGAAGAUGAAGAUGAUGAUGAAAAUGAUGGCGAAGAUGGUGACGAAUCUGAAGAUGAAAAUGUGAGCGAAACUGAUGACGAGGAACAAUCUGAAGAAGACGAAACAUUGUCUAAAGAAGAAAGGGAAUUUUUACGAGCUGAACAAAGAAUAAAGAAACGCAGGGAAAAAGCUGAAACCACCCGGUCAAAGGAAAAGUUGCGAUCACCUGUCAUAUGCGUGAUGGGUCACGUGGACACUGGCAAAACAAAAAUAUUAGAUAAGAUACGUCACUCUCAUGUCCAAGAUGGUGAAGCUGGAGGUAUUACGCAACAAAUUGGAGCCACAAACGUUCCAAAUGAUGCAAUUCGACAACAGACUAAAAUGAUUAAAGACUUCACUGAUUUUGAAAUGAAAAUUCCGGCGUUGUUGAUCAUCGAUACGCCAGGCCACGAGUCAUUUAGUAACUUGCGGUCACGUGGCUCAACAUUAUGUGACAUGGCCAUUCUAGUUGUUGAUAUUAUGCAUGGUUUAGAACCUCAGACUGUAGAAUCUAUCAAUUUGCUGCGAAAGAAGAAAACUCCAUUUGUUGUUGCUUUAAAUAAGAUUGAUCGUUUGUAUGAAUGGAAGCGGGGUCCAAACUCCAGUAUCGUUGAUACACUUAAAAAACAAGGGCGAAGUACGAAACAAGAUUUUGAAGAAAGAUUGAACAAAAUCAUUGGAGAAUUUGCUGAAGAGGGCUUAAAUGCUGUAUUGUUUAAUAAAAAUGUCGAUACGAAAUCCUACAUAUCUCUGGUACCUACAUCUGCACAUACUGGUGAUGGAAUGGGUGAUCUCAUUGCGUUAAUUGUAACGUUAUGUCAAACAAAGCUCGCUCAACGAUUGUCGUAUUCGGAAGAACUUCAAUGUACUGUACUUGAGGUAAAAUCCAUAACUGGACUGGGAACUACAAUUGACGUCAUACUGACGAAUGGUCGUUUGGCCGAAUCUCAAACGAUCGUAUUGGGUGGUAUCCACGGUCCGAUAGUUACUCAAAUAAGAGCCCUUCUUAUGCCACAACCUCUGAAAGAACUACGGGUGAAAAAUCAGUAUAAAGAGUUCAAAGAAAUUGAAGCUGCUCAGGGUGUUAAAAUAACUGGAAAAGAGUUGGACAAAGCUCUUGCUGGCUCACCAUUGUUUGUAGCUUAUCAAGAAGACGAGAUUGAAGUAUUGAAAAGAGACGUCAAUGAAAUUGUUCAAAGUACAUUGAAAUCGAUUAAAGUUGCUGAUAAAGGUGUAUGUGUUCAAGCUUCGACUCUUGGUUCCCUUGAAGCUCUUUUGGAGUUUUUGAAAACUUCCAAAAUACCGUAUUGCAGUGUUAGUGUGGGACCUGUUCAUAAGAAAGAUGUUAUGAAGGCUUCAGUAAUGUUGGAACAUGACAAUCAAUUUGCCGUUAUACUUGCAUUUGAUGUAAAAGUUGAACGCGAUGCUCAAGAACUUGCAGAUAAUCUUGGAGUAAAAAUCUUCACUGCUGACAUUAUUUAUCAUCUUUUUGAUAAAUUUAUGAGUUAUAGAGAGGAAUUAAAGCAAAAGAAACGUGAUCAAUUUAAACAUAUUGCAAUAUUUCCAUGUAAAUUGAGAGUUCUAACUGAACAUAUUUUCAACACUCGUGAUCCAAUUGUUAUCGGUGUUGCUGUCGACGCUGGUAUUGUAAAAGAAGGGACACCUUUAUGUGUUCCCACUAAAGAGUUUGUUGAUAUCGGUAUUGUGACUGGCAUUGAGACGAAUCAUAAAUCUAUUGAGAAAGCAUCAAAAGGAAUGGAAGUCUGUGUAAAAAUUGAACCAAUUCCAGGAGAAGCACCAAAGAUGUACGGUCGCCAUUUUGAUCAUACCGAUGCAUUAGUUAGUAAGAUAUCUCGUGAGUCUAUUGAUGCUGUCAAAGAAUAUUUCAGAGAAGAUCUUCAGAAAACCGACUGGCAGUUAAUGAUAGAACUAAAAAAGUUAUUCAAGAUUAUUUAGAUAGUUUACCCCAGAUUUGUUUCAAAUUUUGCGUUCUACAAUAUUGGUAUUUGCAUUUAUUUGGCAUUUUCAGAUUUAUUUUAUUGAAACACAAAAACGGUUACUGUACCUACCAUAGGGAUGUUUUUGUCAUUAGUUUUUCAUCCUACACUAGGAAAUGCGAGCACAUUUCAUAACUCUACAAAAUCCAUAAGAAAUCGUGUAGUUAAACAUCAUUGUUGCUCACUGAACUCAUGUCAAAGAAUGAUGUUAGUGUUGGUCAUAAUGAUUUUUGCCUACUUUUCAUCGAUGAAUUGUUGAUGUUGAUUAAAAUGAACGUAUUGCAAAAUAAAUUUCAUUUCAUUUAAUGAAGCAAUUUUUUUAUCCUAACAAACUGUGAUGAUAUAAUCAAUUCAAAUAUAUAUUUCACUACAUGAAA
This is a messenger RNA of Xenia sp. Carnegie-2017, 4106 nucleotides long. RefSeq names its product eukaryotic translation initiation factor 5B-like. The record is from RefSeq and is a predicted model, not a curated record. Gene Ontology annotation, molecular function: GTP binding; translation initiation factor activity; GTPase activity. NCBI's taxonomy places the organism in Eukaryota, Metazoa, Cnidaria, Anthozoa, Malacalcyonacea, Xeniidae.